AUGCUGGAGGACGAUCCGAAUCGUCUGUAUCGACUAGAUGGAGUCGCGUAUAUUGGUGGUGCCGUCCACCUUGAGUCCAAUCGAUGCAUCAGCAGCAUGACACAGCAGCACGGGAUGAUGUUGGAUGAUAGGAUCAUUCCUUACUUGCAGAUAGCUGGUCUUUACCAUCUUGCAAGAUUGAACGAGAGCUGGUUUCAGUUGGACGAGCCAUUGGUCAGCACCUUCGUAGAGCGAUGGCGCCCCGAGACGCAUACAUUCCACAUGUCAUUUGGGGAGUGCACGAUAACCCUACAGGAUUUUCUUGGGGUAUUGCCUCCUGCAAACUGCAUCGACAAGUUCAUAGUGAAGUGCACAUGGUUUGAGGAGACGUUUAGUGAGCUUCCACAAGGGGCAAAUGAGGAGACGAUUAGGAGGUAUGCCCGUGCGUACAUGAUGAUGCUUCUAUCGACGCAGCUGUUUGGAAACAAGUCAGGUGCAUGUGCCGUGUGGCAAACAGAAAUGUCGUCAAGUUGGCUGGUCCACUGCAGCUGCUCCAGUCAUGGAUCUUUUGAAGGUUCCCUGGAUUCCAGCCGGACGGAUUUGAUAUGGGGAGGUUAUCAGCCGAGCUUGAGUGACAAGGGGCCUCGUGUCGCGAAUUGGAGAUUGAGGAUUGAUUUGCUCCAGCCAGGGGAUUUUCUGUGGAUGCCGUAUAGCUUGGCGGAGGUUGUGCAGGUGGUACACCCCGAGAUAUUGGUGCCACGCCAUAUGACUAUGUGGAGGGCUGCGACAACAUUGAUCUAUUUCGCUGUCAUUGAGUGGGCGCAGCAUGUGCUACAGUUUGACAUCGUUCCUGAUCCAAGACCUUCUCAUGAGUACCUUGAUUGGUGGUAUCAGCACGGCAGGAGGUUUUUAUCACCUGAGCUCAUCCUAGGUGACCCUAGGGCAGCUGCGAUAUCAGCUUAG
This is a messenger RNA of Arachis ipaensis, 942 nucleotides long. Lineage: Eukaryota; Viridiplantae; Streptophyta; Magnoliopsida; Fabales; Fabaceae. The record is from RefSeq and is a predicted model, not a curated record.